Molecule: messenger RNA, 665 nt
Organism: Paralichthys olivaceus (Japanese flounder)
Lineage: Eukaryota; Metazoa; Chordata; Actinopteri; Pleuronectiformes; Paralichthyidae
Source: RefSeq, a predicted model, not a curated record
UGGUGUCCCGGGCCAUGCACCACCUGCAGCCGCUGCACAUCAAAAACCCCAGCAACGGCACUCCGGUCCACCAGAAGACCAACAGCACCGUGCACUGGGAGCCCGAGGCGCUCUACACCCUGUGUUACUUCAUGCACUGCCCACAGAUGGAAUGGGAGAACCCGAACGUGGAGCCCUCCAAGGUCACACUGCAGACUGAGAGGCCGUUCCUGGUGCUGCCUCCGCUGAUGGAGUGGAUCCGGGUGGCGGUCGCCCACACGGAGCACCGGCGAAGCUUCUCCGUGGACAGCGACGACGUGAGGCAGGCCGCCAGGCUGCUGCUCCCCGGCGUGGACUGUGAACCACGACAGAUAAAAGCGGAGGAUUGUUUCUGUGCCACCAGGAAGUUGGACGCAGCCUCCACCGAGGCCAAGUUCCUGCAGGACCUGGGCUUCAGGAUGCUCAACUGCGGGCGGACGGACCUGGUCAAGCAGGCGGUGAACCUGCUGGGGCCUGAUGGCAUAAACAGCAUGAGCGAACAGGGGAUGACCCCUCUCAUGUACGCCUGCGUCCGUGGCGACGAGGCCAUGGUCCAGAUGUUGCUCGACGCCGGCGCCGACAUCAACAGCGAGCUCAUUACAUGAAGUGCACUGAUAAGCAAUAAACCGGGAUCAUUUGCACGGUAA